UUGAUACGGGAUCUCCCACUGUGCCAGUGUGGUGACGCCACGUAGCAAAUCUGUCUUUUCCGCCUUUGGUUCCAGACGUGAGCGUAAAGAUCUUCGUUUUUUACGCUACUGAUGUCGACUGCAACAGCUUCAAGUGCGAAAGCUUGUCUACGGCUCGUCGUCAAGACGGCAAAUCAUCAAUGUUCUGAUCUCAAUGUUGACUGUGACUGCAACUGUAAUGUGAGAGAUCUAAAACUUCAGUUGGCAAAGCUCCAUCCCAUUACUCCGCCAGCGAGCCAGCAGCGUUUAGUUUAUGCAGGGAGACUUCUUGCUGAUCAUCUGAAGCUGUCUGAUAUUUUAGAUCAGAGUGACGGUUCUUGUCGUGUGGCUCUUCAUCUCGUUCUUUCUCCGUACUUUCAACGUUCCGUGUCAUCUCCGGCAAGUCAAAACAAUGAGCAGAAGGCAACAUCAACGACACCUCCAUGUCCGCCAUCGGGAACUUCUUUCAUUCAAUCACCUGUUAGUGAGCAGGUUGGAGUGAGACAACGUGGCGCACCGUACACUCCCACAUCGGUUCCAUUCAGCUAUUUGUCUAAUGUCUGGAUGCAUUCAGCUUACAUGCAGCAAAUGGCAGCUGCUGCAGCAGCAAGUGGCCAUGCACCUCCAGUACAGACAUCUCCUUUUAAUCCAAGUACAAGUAGAGAAUCAUCUCCAUCUCCUGCUUCUGCUCCAGCCUCAGCUCCAGCUCCAGCAGCAAGAGAACGUGUUAAUGAAGAAAGACCAGCAAAUAACAGGCAGGUUAUUAAUGCAAAUGCAGCUGGUGGAUUAAUGGAUCAGGACGAUGAUGAUGAUGAAGCGGUGGCUAGGGAUUGGCUAGACAAGAUCUACAUGAUGUUUCGAGCUGGGUUGCUUGUGAUGAUCUUCUACUUCUAUUCAUCAUCAUUCCAUUUCAGCCUUGCAAUAAUCAUCAUUGUUUUGAUAUUCUUAUAUCAAUCUGGUUGGUUGACAAUUCAACGACGUGCAAGAGUACAAGCUGCACAAAACAAUCGAGACAAUGGAAAUCCGCAGGCAGAUCAGGGAAGUCGUCCCGCUGGUGUGGCACCAGAAGGUGAAGCUUUCGAGGUAGAACAACGACCUGGAGUUCUGGCAACUCUUCUUGGGUUUUUUACUGCGUUUUUCACAUCCCUCAUCCCGCAAAAUCCGCAAGCCCUUGUUGGCAACUGAUUGAUUAUCUUGUAAAUACAUGUACUUUAUUGUAUGUUAUUAACAUGAGAACAUCACAUCUCUAAGUAACUCAAGUUUUGUAAACUGUAGGUUUGUGUAUAUGAACUAUCUAUGUAACAUUGUCUGGUAUUUGCAAUUGAGUUUUUGUUCUAAA
Corticium candelabrum is the source of this 1357-nucleotide messenger RNA. RefSeq names its product homocysteine-responsive endoplasmic reticulum-resident ubiquitin-like domain member 2 protein. NCBI's taxonomy places the organism in Eukaryota, Metazoa, Porifera, Homoscleromorpha, Homosclerophorida, Plakinidae. Gene Ontology annotation, biological process: endoplasmic reticulum unfolded protein response. Gene Ontology annotation, molecular function: protein binding. The record is from RefSeq and is a predicted model, not a curated record. The transcript has 7 exons. Bases 112 to 1203 code for a protein of 363 amino acids.